GUUUGACAUAGUUAGCAUAGGCUAACUGCAGUCUGUUUGCCCCAGCACAGGACGAGGAAAUGGGCUAGGCUGAAUCAAGCUCUCCUGCGUGAAGACAACUUGUGCUCUCCUCCAUCUACCCCUUUCCCCUCCUCUCUCCCGGCCCCUGGGCCAGGGAAUGUGUCGGCCCCGGAGAUGCCUUACGUGGAUCGGCAGAACCGGAUCUGUGGCUUCCUGGACAUCGAGGAAAACGAGAGCAGUGGGAAGUUCCUGCGCCGCUACUUCAUUCUGGACACCCAGCCGGGCAGCCUGGUGUGGUAUAUGGAUAACCCUCAGAACCUGCCCAUUGGUGCAGACUGUGUUGGCUCACUCAAACUCACAUACAUCUCCAAGGUCAGCGAUGCCACUAAGCAAAGACCAAAGGCAGAGUUUUGCUUUGUCAUCAACGCUGGCAUGAGGAAAUUCUUCCUCCAGGCCAAUGAUCAGCAGGACCUGGUGGAAUGGGUGAAUGCUCUCAACAAGGCCACCAAAAUCACUGUGCCAAAGUCAUGUAAUGCCCAACAGAAUGUGGAGAACCAGAAAGCUCUUCUGGAUAUCCUGGGGCCCAAGAAGCAGGUCUCCUACAGGACUGACAUCAUUGGGGGAGUUCCCAUCAUCACCCAGACGCAGCAGGAAGGGGGCGAGGGCCAGGAGGGUUCGGAGCGAGAGUUGCUGCGGAGGUCGUACAGCCAGCUGCCAUACUUUCUGGGCAGGCCGACCCAGGACCGGACGGUCAUCAAGUCUGGCUACUGUGUGAAGCAGGGAGCUGUGAUGAGAAAUUGGAAAAGGAGAUAUUUCUUACUGGAGGAUAACACCAUGAGUUACUUCAAAUCAGAUCUGGAGAAGGAGCCUCUCAGAAUGAUUCCAUUGAAGGAGGUCCACAAAGUUCAGGAGUGCAAACAGAGUGACAUCAUGAUGAGGGAUAAUCUCUUUGAGGUCGUCACCACUUCUAGGACUUUUUACAUUCAGGCUGACAGUCCAGAGGAGAUGCACAGCUGGAUCAAGGCUGUCUCUGGGGCCAUCGUAGCCCAGCGGGGACCUGGGAGAUCUGCAGCCACACAGGAGCACUGUGGCCGUUCCUCCCCUUCCACAUUCUACUGCAGCCAACCGGGGCCCCCCGUCCCUCGCUCGCCCAUAUCUGCAGUGCCACCCUACCCAAGGUGCCCUGCUGUCACGGGCGGUGCAUGCCCGGAGCCUUGCGUGGGACAGCGAGCACUUCAUGAGCCUCCUGCCGCGACCCAGCCACGCCCGACUGUCCCUGCAGGAGACACGCCUGUCCAAGUGACCGCCGACACUGCCCUCGAGUCGCCAUGGAGACGGCGCAGCAGCUUCGAGCCCUACCCACCUGAACCACCCCUUGACCUGGACGCUGACGACCUGCCGGUCAGCGAAGUCUGACCCCUGAAACCUACCCAUGAACUACCCUCAACCUACCCCCACACUACCCUGUAACCUGUCAGAGGGGGUGGGCUACAGAGGAGAGGAGAUGCUGUGUGAUAAUGGGGGAAAUGAGAAGAAUGCUUUUGAAUAAACGAGAGCAGCAGAACAGUGGGCCGCUUGUCUCGUCUCCACCAAACUGACCAGAAGUCAUCUGGAUGGAAAUGGCAGAAAGCAGGCACUGGAUUCCAAGCCAAAGUUAGUGGCUGUAUAAUGUGUCUGACUUCCAACCAUCUCAACCCCCCUGUUCGUGAAGCUGUUAAUCUACCCCAACUAGUCAACCCUAGUCAGACAUUAAAGAGUUGAAGGUCACUCAGACAAAGAGACUGGGGGGUUGCGUUUUCUCCUUGUUUUCAUUGUUUGUCAUCUACUCAGUGGUCAAGGCCUGUGGACACUCACAUGAAGGCCUGGAAUCAGUUGUGUGUCUUGUGUGUGUGCAAGGAGGGUGAGAUUCACACUGAACUCUACGCCAAAGAUUCCCCGCCAUUUGCCAUUCUUUCCCACCUGUUUCUCUGUUCUUAUUUAUUUCUUAGGGUUAAUUUUGUUUAGAAAACUAAAAUGUUUUUUAUGUUUAAUUAAAAUAUAUACACUGAGUAUAUAAACAUGAGGGACACCUUCCUGAUAUUGUGUUGCAUCCCCUUUUGCCCUCAUUUUGCCCUCAGAACAGCCUCAAUUCCUACUACCACACCCCAUUCAAAGGCAC
Molecule: messenger RNA, 2158 nt
Organism: Coregonus clupeaformis (lake whitefish)
Lineage: Eukaryota; Metazoa; Chordata; Actinopteri; Salmoniformes; Salmonidae
Product: pleckstrin homology domain-containing family A member 1
Exons: 12
Coding region: 175-1416 (413 amino acids)
Cellular component (GO): membrane; cytoplasm
Molecular function (GO): PDZ domain binding
Source: RefSeq, a predicted model, not a curated record